CAUGUGGCGACGUCUUCUGACGGUUAAUGUAACUAAUAUAUAUACAUAUAUCUCUGUAACCUGAAAAAGUUUAUCGAAAUUAAACAUUACUUUAUUUUUAUAAAUAGAAUUAAUUAUAUAUUAAUAAAAUAUUUAAUAUAGUUACAAAAAUGUUGGCGACAAAGGUCUUUUUUAGGAAGACUAAAGGUGGAAAUAUUUAUAAGACUGUUAGAGAACACUACUUGCGGGAUGAUAUUUGGUGUGGUUCAAUGAUUUGCAAACAGAAUUCAAAAUAUUUUACAAAUCAUUGCAAACAGAAAAAUCGAGAAUGCAUUCUAGAUGAAGAUUCCAGUGCAAAAAGCACAUUAUUUUCAUCGUCGUACUAUUUGUUGUUGGAUACCAAUAUCAUUUUAGAUCAAAUUGAUAUAUUGUCAGAAAAUGUCUUUUACAAUGUUAUUAUUUUACAAACUGUUUUGGAAGAAGUACGACAUAAAAGUCCAACUGUUUAUAAAAGAUUAAAAGAAAUCAUUGCUGAUGUUAAAAGAAAGUUCUAUAUUUUUGUAAACGAACAUCACAAAGAAACUUACGUGGAAAGAGUACCAGGUGAAAAUAUAAAUGAUCGUAACGAUAGAGCUAUACGGGUUGCAACAAAUUGGUACAAUAAACAUUUGAAUAUUGAUGAACAAAAAAUUCUUAUUGUCCUAUUAACAGAUGAUCUGGAAAAUAAAAAAAAAGCUGUACAAGAAAACAUUCCUGUCUGUUCAAUGGAAGAAUAUAUUAAGUCAUUGGAAAACUCAAGUUUCUUACUAGAUAAGUUAUCUAAAAGAAAUUUUAUAUUGGAAACAGAGGGACAGGAAUUUUUCCCAUGCCAUUUAUCGCCAUCAGAAUUACAUAAUGGUAUUAAAAAUGAAAAAUUUUUCCAAGGAACAUUUUCAGUGUCCAAAGAAAAUUUUUUGGAAGGAAGCGUGAAUGUAGAUGGAAUAGAAAAACCGAUAUUGGUGCAAGGUAGAAUGGGUCUUAACAGAGCCAUUGACGGUGACAUAGUUGCGAUAGAACUUUUUCCAGAAGAUCAAUGGUCAACUCCCAGUGACAUUGUAUUACAAGAUGAAGACGAAACGGAUAUAACAGAUAUAUUAGAUGAUGAAAAAGAAUUAAAUAAUUCAUAUAUUGUAAAAGAAACUGAAAGAAUUCCAACAGGGAAAAUAGUGGGUAUCAUUAGAAGAAAAUGGAGGCAAUAUUGUGGUAUCUUACAACCAAGUAUUAUUCAAGGAAAUGUAAAACAUCUUUUUGUACCUGCUGAGAGAAAAAUUCCUAAAGUUAGAAUAGAAACUAGGCAAUCCGAAUUAUUAAGCAAACAAAGAAUUAUAGUAGCCAUAGAUUCAUGGCCAAGAAAUUCCAGAUAUCCAUUGGGUCAUUUUGUACGAGCUUUAGGUAACAUUGGAGAUAAAGAAACGGAAAACGAAGUAUUACUUUUAGAAUACGAUGUCCCGCACAGCCGAUUUUCCGAUGCAGUACUUGGUUUCCUUCCUAAAAUGCCAUGGAGUAUACCAGAAAAUGUUAUCGCAGAAAGGGAAGAUCUUAGGCAUUUAGAUAUUUGUUCCGUAGAUCCACCAAAGUGUACUGAUAUUGAUGAUGCUUUACACUGUAGAUUAUUACCAAAUGGUAAUUAUGAAGUUGGUGUUCACAUUGCAGAUGUGUCUCAUUUUAUUAAGCCUGGAACAGCUUUGGAUAAAGAAGCUGCUUUAAGAGGUACUACAGUAUAUCUUCUUGAUAAAAGGAUUUCUAUGAUACCAGAACUACUAAGUAACAAUUUGUGCUCCCUGAGAGAGAACGAAGAUAGAUUAACUUUUUCUUGUAUAUGGGAGAUGAACUCCGAUGCAAAUAUCAUAAAUACUAGAUUUUGUAAGUCCGUGAUUCGUUCACGUCGUGCUAUGACCUAUGAAGAAGCUCAAAUAAAAAUCGAUGACGUUAAUCAAAACGAUGUACUUGCCGAGUCAUUAAGAAAUUUAAAUAAUUUUGCAAAAAAAUUGAAAAAAAGACGAAUGGACAAGGGGGCUUUGACCUUGGCAUCACCUGAGAUCUAUUUGCGAGAAGAUAAUGAAACUCAUGAACCGAUCGACGUGCAAGUUAAACAUUUGAGAGAUACAAACUUUAUGAUCGAAGAAUUUAUGUUACUUGCAAACAUUUCAGUAGCAGAAAAAAUUAUUACAGAAUUUCCAGAAUGUGCAAUGCUGAGAAGGCAUCCGGAACCACCACAAAAAAAUUUUGAACCAUUGAUCAAAGCUGGAAAAAAUCAGGGCUUCGUAAUAAAUACAAACAGUGGAAAAGAACUAGCUGAAUCGCUGGAUAAAGCUCAAAAAGAAGACAAUCCUUAUUUCAAUAUUAUGUUGAGAAUUUUGACAACAAGAUGUUUGAUGCAAGCAGUAUACUUCAUUAGUGGAAUGCAUCAACAAAAUGAAUUCUAUCAUUAUGGAUUGGCUACCCCAAUAUAUACGCACUUCACAUCACCUAUCCGCAGAUAUGCGGAUAUUAUCGUGCAUCGUCUCUUAGCAAUAUGUAUCGGAGCAGAUGUUACUUGUCCAGAGUUAUUGGAUAAACAGCAAAACCACGCGUUAUGUCAUAAUUUGAACUAUCGAAAUAGGAUGGCACAGUAUGCUGGUCGAGCAUCGAUUGCAUUGAAUAUACAUUUGUUUUUUCGAGAGAAAGUCAAGGACGAAGAAGGAUAUAUUCUUUUUGUACGAAAAAAUGCCCUGCAAGUACUCGUUCCAAAAUAUGGUUUAGAAGGCACAGUGUAUUUAAAUAAAACAGAAUCAGUUACUUUUACAUAUAAUCGAGAGGAUCAUACUCAAUCAUACGGAAAUAUCAUAUUUCGUACAUUUGAUCUUAUUGUAGUGCAGUUAAGUUUAGACAGAUCUAACAUUCAACACGAGAAAUUGAUUUUCAAGCUUGUAAAGCCAGAGAUUCCAGGUUUCAGCGUUCCUCCGAUAACACCACAAGUUGUUGAACAAUCUGUUUCUACCGUGAAAGGAAACUUGGUAAUGAAUGCAAUAGAAAAAAGAAAAAGUGACAAAAUCCUGACAGAAAAUUCAAAUAUUGGUAAAAAGAAACACAAAAAAAGGAAAAAGAACUAAAUCAAGCAAAACAUAGUAUUUUUUGCAAACUAUAAUUUAUAUAAAAUAUAUAUGUAAAUUGGAAUAAAUUUUUAUGGCAAUUAUUAUGUUA
Messenger RNA from Vespula vulgaris, 3201 nucleotides. It is a transcript of the gene Dis3, whose product is annotated as exosome complex exonuclease RRP44. The record is from RefSeq and is a predicted model, not a curated record. Bases 150 to 3110 code for a protein of 986 amino acids. Gene Ontology annotation, cellular component: cytoplasmic exosome (RNase complex); nuclear exosome (RNase complex). Gene Ontology annotation, molecular function: RNA binding; endonuclease activity; 3'-5'-RNA exonuclease activity. NCBI's taxonomy places the organism in Eukaryota, Metazoa, Arthropoda, Insecta, Hymenoptera, Vespidae. Gene Ontology annotation, biological process: rRNA catabolic process. The transcript is spliced from 14 exons.